AUGUUCGAGACUUACCUACGCACAUUCCGGCUCCUAGCGCAAUCUUCUGGCCGUGGUCUCUACCGACAGACAGCGCUAGUCCCAGGGAGCCAGACAUUCACGCGGAAUUUCGCUUCUCGAUCGCAACAGGGCCUAGGACUACCAGCUUCGAGAACAGCGAAACAUGCAACGCCUCGGCCGAGAAUAGCCAACGCUGUAGCUCAAUCCAAGAAACUCCCGUCGCGAACCACCCGAAGAUCAUUCCACAAUACAUCACGCUUGCGAGACUCCAAGCCCACUCCGAGCAAUUCGGGUAAUCCAACCGCCCAAGAACCACAAGGCCUGUCCGCAAGGCUCAAGAAAUUGUCAAGGGAGUACGGCUGGUCAGCUUUGGGCGUAUACCUCGGUCUGAGUGUACUGGACUUCCCAUUCUGCUUCUUGCUCGUUCGCAUAGUCGGUACGGAUAGAAUAGGUCAAUUCGAACACUGGAUCGUCUCGAACGCGAAGAAGUUGAUACCGGACUCAGUCCAGGACAAAUGGCAUGAAUAUCGGGACGCCUUGAAACAGGCCGAGGUCAAGGAGUUCGGCAAUGAUGAUAUCAGCGAGCAUGUCGAGAUGGCCGGCUGGGGCGUCCAAGAGGCCGAGGAGAGGAACAAAACGGAAGCCAGCCUCGGCACUCAGUUAGCCCUCGCUUACGCCAUACACAAGAGCUUCAUAUUCAUUCGGGUGCCCUUAACCGCCGCAAUAACGCCCAAGGUUGUGAAAGUCCUCAGAUCGUGGGGCUGGGACAUUGGAAAGCGACGAGCCAAGCGGUGA
Messenger RNA from Anthostomella pinea, 795 nucleotides. The record is from the annotation of a GenBank genome assembly. Lineage: Eukaryota; Fungi; Ascomycota; Sordariomycetes; Xylariales; Xylariaceae.